AUGUGGCGGCGGGCGUUGCGCGCAAGGGCCCCGCGGCGGGCCCGCUCCCAGGCGGCGGGGCGCGGCUGCUGCUGGAGCUGCGGGGCCCCGCUGGGAUCGGCAGGGCCCGCCUUCUGCCCCUCGUGCCGCGCUUUGCAGCCGCCGGAGCCCCGCGCGGACCUCUUCGGGGUGCUGGGCUGCCCGCGCGGCUUCUCCCUGGACCUGGCCCGGCUCCGGCAGCGUUUCCUGGCCCUGCAGCGCUCGCUGCACCCGGACCGCUUCAGCCGCCGAGCGCAGGCCGAGCGCGGCUUCUCGGAGCAGCACGCCGCCCUCGUCAACCUGGCGUACCACACCCUCCGCAGCCCGCUCAGUCGCGGCCUCUACCUGCUGGAGCUGCGCGGAGUCGAGCUGGCGGCGGGCAGCGAUGCGGAGGCCGAGCCCGGCUUCCUCGCCGAAGUCUUGGAGCUGAACGAGCAGCUGGCGGCCGCGGAGUCCGAAGCCAGCCUGGCCGGGCUGGAGCGCCUUCUGGCAGCCAAGCAAGCGGCUCUGGUGCAGGAGCUGAGCGGGGCCUUCGAGCGAGAUGACCUUCCAGAGGCCAAAAGGCUCCUGGGCAAAAUGAAAUACUUUGCGAACCUAGAGGAGAAGGUGAAGGAAAAGAAAGGCCCUUCUUGACCCUUUAAGGCAACCCCUGAGGCGCUUCCUCCGUUCUGAGACUCAGGGAAAUGGGGGGGGGGGGGGGUGGUAGCAACUUUGUGCUCUGCUUGUGGAAGAGAUGCUGCCGGUAACAAAAUAAAGGCGCUCUGGGGAUCCAUUUCCGUUUGUCUGGAAGAAAGGCACUUGGCCAAGAUGGUGGCUGCUUCUUGCAUCUCUCUUGGCAGAAGUGGGCCGACUGUGCUUGGAGAGACUUUUUACUGCCCUGCAGGAUGGUAGGCAUUAGGGCAGGGGAGCAGGGGCUGUUUGCCCCACCCUUAUUCCCUACAGCCGGGAGUCUGGGGCAUGCUGGGGUGGAUUCACAGGGGUUGCAGGGAAUAAAAGGGCUAAAACUGCUCAGGAAAGUUUCUCAAGUGUCCCCUGAAUGCCAUUUGAGCGACCCGAGCCCUGAAGCCACACCGGGGCUGAAGACUGGCUUCGCUCAAGCAAGAUGUGGGCCCCCCCCUCCUGUUGGGGGUCUCACAACUGUUAAUUUUUCCACGUUGUACGUAUUUUAAAAGUCUCUGUUUCCUUCACAAUUUCCUAAUUAAAAUGGUGUGAGAUUUAA
Thamnophis elegans (Western terrestrial garter snake) is the source of this 1237-nucleotide messenger RNA. RefSeq names its product HscB mitochondrial iron-sulfur cluster cochaperone (gene HSCB). Gene Ontology annotation, molecular function: protein-folding chaperone binding; ATPase activator activity. The record is from RefSeq and is a predicted model, not a curated record. The transcript is spliced from 6 exons. The coding region runs from base 1 to 651 and encodes 216 amino acids. Gene Ontology annotation, biological process: [2Fe-2S] cluster assembly; protein complex oligomerization. NCBI's taxonomy places the organism in Eukaryota, Metazoa, Chordata, Lepidosauria, Squamata, Natricidae. Gene Ontology annotation, cellular component: mitochondrion.